CAUAAGCUGCGCCAACUUCCACAGCAAGUUUCUCCAUAACCUGUGACUCGAGUUCACCCGUUUUUUUUUGCGCCUACCGUGGAUGCAAGUACUCGAAAGAAUGGAGGAGCCCGCGCCGGGCCUUGGGACGGACCCCUCUCCUUCACAUGUGCCCGGCAUGAAGCAGGAUUCUCCAGAGCUGCCAAAGGAACUGGCCUCAUCGCCCCAGCCUUCUAAACGACCCCUCGAACUCCCUGCCGAUGAAGCGAACGUCGAUUCGAAACGUCUCAAACUCGACCUGAGCCAUGAUCAUGCACCCGAGGACAGUGCUGGUUCCAUUGACAUGGACCUGGACCUUGAUGCGAUGGUUCAAGAUGUGCUCGGUGACAUCGAUAACCAGAUGAGCAAGUUCAAUGCCGUGGAAAAUGCUCCCACAGCCGACAUGGGCCCCUCCGACCCUUCGAUUCUACCAACACAACCAUCACAGGAGCCUGCUGAAGCUCCCAUCGCCUUCCUCACAAGCCCUGUCAAGUCAAUACAGUGCUCUAGUCUUCCUGCGUUGGCAAACUUUGCCCUCGAAACUCUCCUCGUACUAUCUCAGCAGUCGCCCGACGACCUACCAGCAGCGAUACGAAACCGCGAGUCUGAGGCGUUCCAAUCAUGGGAAAUCCUGAAGUCCCUUUUUGUACAGACGCGAUCCCUAUAUUCGAGCAACAGUCCGCUGCUUCGGCAAGAAGACCUGAGUUACCUCGAGGCCGAGGAAGAGCUGAGAUUAGCCAAUCUCGCCAGUCUUUGUUGCUCCAUGACUUCCAGUGGCCGCGACGCCGAUUCUGCUGAUCGAUUCGAGCUAUAUAAUGAGUUCUUUUCGAUCAUUCUACGACCGGGCGCAGAUAUAUCCACAGGAGUCGCCGAUCUCUUUCUUGCAGUCAAAACCCAAGCAGUUAUUGACUCCGUGGCCAAAGGCGUCCAGGAGACACCCAUAGACCAGAUCAUCGAGAAAACUUUCCCGGUUCAUCUCGACCAAAUAUUACGCGACCGUCGAGGCGUAUCCGAUCUGACACCUACGGAGCAGGCACUAACGGCAUCCUGCCAGGCAAGGAAGGAUGCCCUGUUCAAGCAAAUCGCCGAAGGCUUAGACGAGAGCCAGCUUCGAUCCGUAUACAACGGGGAGGAGACGUUUCAGCUCCUCAACACCUACUUAAAUACCGAACUAGUCUCAUAUUCCCCAAUUGCUCAAAAGUAUGGGGUUCGUUUACCACAUCUCGACCUUUCACAUCACCAGCAGGACGAAGUCGACGACGUGCAUGACGGCAUGUCCGAGAUGGAUGAGCACGCGUUGUCAUCUCUUCUCGAGGCAACCGACGGCCUUGUGGCCCAGUAUCUACCGAACGGCGGACCGGAAGAAGCACCUGAAACAGCUGUUCCCACAACAGAAGGAAGCGUGCCGCCAGAUGCUCGACCAAACAUAACAAACGGCACGACGUCGUCGGUCACAGCAGGGGCAACAGCAGGGGCAACAGCAGCUGCGGGUAAUGGGACCGCGGAUCAUGUCACUGACACGCACGAUCUGUUUGCGGAGAUCGAACAACAAACCCAAGAAUAUGUGCGAACUACGUUAAGCAACCUGUCUCCAGCGCCGUACCAGCCCACAGUCCCUGCCCCUACAGCGACAAUAAUGGCACAACAAAAGCCAUACACAUCACACUUACAUCAGCCGCAACCUCCACCGCAACCUCAACCCCAACCGCCACCGCAGCCACCACCCCAACCUCAACAAAACCACCAAUCGUCACCCUCUCACUACUACGGGUAUCCUCCGGCGAGUCAAAGCAUAUCGCUGGAUAAGGAUGAUCCACCAUUACCACCGACGCAAUCUUUACCCAGUGCGGUCCUCUACGAUAGAGCUCGCCAAGCGGCCUUGUCCAAAAAUACCAAUCCACAGAGGCGCGAAGGCGGGAGCUCGACGCGACGCCCUUGGUCUCAAGAGGAGGAGAAGGCGUUGAUGAUGGGUCUAGACAAAGUCCAAGGGCCCCACUGGAGCCAGAUUUUGUCCCUGUACGGGCCAGAGGGGACCAUUUCCAAUAUCCUGAAGGACAGGUCUCAAGUGCAGCUCAAGGACAAGGCGCGGAAUCUCAAGCUUUUCUUUCUCAAGUCCAAUUCAGAGAUGCCUUACUAUCUGCAGGCAGUCACCGGCGAGCUUAAGACGAGGGCACCUGGACAAGCAGCCCGGAAGGAGGCCGAAGAGAAGGCUCGCCAGAACUCGGAAGAGGCCCAGGGCCGACAGAAUGUGCCGUUAGCGGGUGGAUACCAACUUCAUCAGCAUCAGCAUAACCAACACCAGGGAGUACCGACGAAUAUCCACGGCUUUCAUUCCCUCAGCCAUAGCACUAGCACUCCGGGACUGCAGGCCGCUGCCGCCGCACCUACUAUGCCUAAUGGCCAGGCUACACCUUCCAUUCAACCUCAGUAUUCGCUGCCAGCUACUGCAUCAGUUCCAACACUGGGGACGGGCCCUCCGAGGGCGGAUACUCAGGCAACGGCAGGUUAUCAUAUAGACGCCCCAAUGACCUCUGCCCUACAAUCACCCAUCACACCACAAUCGCAUGCACAGUCGUAUUCGACCCCGAUACCCGCCCAGACGGCCCAGCCAUCAGCUCAGGACUCGACAACCUCCACACACGCAGAAAGCUACCCAUCUCCAGACCCGCGGUUGAAUUCACCACAAGUCAAAGCUGAACAGAUCUCACGGGAGACUCUUGCUCCGCUGACAUACCCAGAGCCUCCGGUUACUUCCACAGGGGCAGAAGCAAGUGCGACAUUGUCUACAGCACCUCUACCACCGGCAGACACUUCGCUCGACGACAAUGAUGCCCUUAGGGAUGCGGCACUCAUGCAGAGCCUGCGAGAACUGGAAGCAUACAGUAGCACCAGCGUCUCGUAAGAUGUUACAGCUCAGUAGGCUGUCACUGCCCUGCCAAUUCCCUCUGCGUAGGGCAGAUCAUUUAGUUUGAUGGGUCGACUGAGGAGACAUCACACCUCCAAGGCCGUUCUAUAUCUCUGGCGCGAUGAGUAGA
Molecule: messenger RNA, 3053 nt
Organism: Sodiomyces alkalinus F11
Lineage: Eukaryota; Fungi; Ascomycota; Sordariomycetes; Glomerellales; Plectosphaerellaceae
Exons: 4
Coding region: 83-2920 (945 amino acids)
Biological process (GO): telomere maintenance via telomere lengthening
Molecular function (GO): protein homodimerization activity; double-stranded telomeric DNA binding
Source: RefSeq, a predicted model, not a curated record